GGGCGGGGCCAGCCGGGCCGGGUCGCGGCUGCUUCUGUCCCGGAGCUCGCGGGGUCUCGGCGUCUGGGGGAGGAAGAUGGCGUUACGGAGGGUCCGAGCUGCGCUGCGCGAGCUCCGGCCGCUGCUGCUGCUGCUUCUGCUCCUCGGGCCAUGGCCGGCGGCGGGGCACGGCGGCAAGUACUCGCGGGAGAAGAACGAGCCCGCGCCGCCCUCGAAGCGCGAGCCGACGGGGGAGUUCCGCAUCGAGAAGCUGAACCAGCUGUGGGAGAAGGCCCAGCGGCUGAACCUUUCCCCGGUGAGACUGUCUGAGCUCCACGCUGAUCUGAAGAUACAGGAACGGGACGAAUUCAAGUGGAAGAAGAUGAAGUCGGAAGGCUUGGAUGAGGACGGCGAGAAGGAGGCAAAACUGAGACGCAGCCUCAGCGUCAUCCUGGCCAAGUACGGUCUGGACGGGAGAAAGGACACCCUGAGCACCAACUUCCUCAACCACGGCCCCGAGGACGACAGCCUGGAGGACCCCCGGCUGGAGAAGCUGUGGCACAGGGCGAGGGCCUCUGGGAAGUUCUCCAGCGAAGAACUGGACAAGCUGUGGCGGGAGUUCCUGCAUCACCAGGAGAAGGUCCGCGAAUACAACAUUCUGCUGGAGACCCUGAGCAGGGCCGAAGAAGUCCACGAGAAUGUCAUCAGCCCCGUGGACAUGAGCCACGUCGCGGAGGACGCCCUGCGGAGCAGACACUCCGAGCUCAAGGACAGGCUGCGGGACAUCAGCCAGGGCCUGGACCGCCUGCAGAGGGUCAGCCACCAGGGCUACGGCACCGAGGCAGAGUUCGCAGAGCCGCGGGUGAUGGACCUGUGGGACCUGGCCAGGGCAGCCAACUUCACCCAGAAGGAGCUGGAAUCCUUCAAGGAAGAGCUGAAGCACUUUGAAGCCAAAAUCGAAAAGCAUAACCACUAUCAGAAGCAGCUAGAAAUUUCUCAUCAGAAGCUGAAACACGUGGAGAGCUUUGGCGACCAGGAGCACAUCAGCCGGAACAAGGAGCGCUACGCGCUGCUGGAGGAGAAGACCAAGGAGCUGGGCUACAAGGUGAAGAAGCACUUACAGGACCUGUCCAGCCGCAUCUCCAGAGCGCGGCACAACGAGCUCUGAGGCCCCGGGAGCCCAGGGUGGGCGCAGGAGGCACCCGCGGGCUGGGGUUCCUAAAGACAGCCCGGCCGCCCUGGGGUGGCUUGUCCGUCAGCAGCACCUCAGUGGAGGCGUGACGGGGACCAGCCACGGGGGCCCGGGGGGAGGAGCCCCGCCGGUGGCCCCCUGCUCCCUGGCUGGCGGGCUGUGCCCUCAGCCCAGCCGGCUGUCACCUCUGCCGAAGUCACAGUUUGCAUCAACAUCUCACAGAUCUUCUGCUGAAAGUACUGUGUACAGAAGUCCCUCCAAAUACAGUGUUUCAAUCUUGA
This is a messenger RNA of Phacochoerus africanus (Common warthog), 1452 nucleotides long. RefSeq names its product LDL receptor related protein associated protein 1 (gene LRPAP1). The record is from RefSeq and is a predicted model, not a curated record. Gene Ontology annotation, cellular component: endosome; endoplasmic reticulum; cis-Golgi network. Gene Ontology annotation, biological process: negative regulation of receptor internalization; negative regulation of very-low-density lipoprotein particle clearance. The transcript has 8 exons. Gene Ontology annotation, molecular function: lipase binding; receptor antagonist activity; very-low-density lipoprotein particle receptor binding. The coding region runs from base 77 to 1147 and encodes 356 amino acids. NCBI's taxonomy places the organism in Eukaryota, Metazoa, Chordata, Mammalia, Artiodactyla, Suidae.